UUCCCCUCUCCUUCUACCGACUCUCCUUCCUCCUAUUCUGAUUUUCUUUUCCCUUUAAAUUAUCACCACUUCCCUUGUCUUUUCUCAACUUAUAAACCUGCAAUUUUUAAAUGGCUUCUCCUCGAUCUAAGGCCAAAGUUUUACAUCAUCCUCAUUUUUUCAAGAUAAUUCUUCAUGCAACUCUUGAAGACCAGAAACUAAUGAUUCCCAAGAAGUUCAUCACUGACUAUGGAAAGUUCCUUUCGAAUCCCAUUUGCCUUAAGACUCCCGACGGCUUGGAAUGGAAGGUGGAAUCCACGACAACACCAAACGGCACCGUUUGGCUUCAAAAUGGGUGGCAAGAAUUUUCAAAUCAUUACGGUUUGAAAUCUGGCUCACUUUUGGUUUUUAGACUUGAUGGAAACUCUACAUUUCAUACUCUUAUUUUCAACCAAAAUUGUUCUGAAAUUCAAUAUUCUUCCAACUAUAUUGGACAUGUAGAAUCCAACCAAGAAGAAUACACUACUAGACCCCAAACAGAAGAGACUGAAGCAAAACCUGAAAAAAUUGGUUUUAAAAUUGUUGUGAAGAAAUCGUAUAUCGAAGGUCGCUAUAACAUGCUUCUUCCUAAAUAUUUUGCGAGGAGACAUUUGAAUGAAGAGUUCGGAAAGAUAGAAAUUGAAAAUUCAGAUGGUAUGGGUUGGCCAAUGAUUUACAAAUGGAGCCAAAGCCGUAAAGUGGGGUUUGCUUACAUUUCUAGUGGUUGGAAAGCUUUUGCAAAAGAAAAUCACUUAAAAGAAGGACAUAUUUUGUCCUUUCAAUUGAUAAAAAAGGGCCAUUUUUUGUUCACUUUAGAAGGGAUUAUUUCUCCACCUUCACCCAUUUUAGCAAAUAACAAAAAUGUGGAAUCUACGACUCCCAAUUAUGAUCACUUCUUCAAAGUCAAUAUUCACAUGAAAAGCUACAAGAACUGUGUUUUGAACAUUCCUCUGACAUUUGCUCACAAUCACCUUUCUUCAACAAUGCAUACUGCAAAACUUAUGGUGGGGAAGAAGCAAUGGAAUGUGAAGUUGAAACACUAUGAAAGAUGCAUCAGAUUCUCAGGUGGUUGGGCAGAAUUUUUUAAGCAAAAUGAUUUAAAACCUGGAGAUUCUUGCUUGUUUAAGUUGCUCACCAAGAAUGAAUCUUAUUGUGUUUUUAAAGUUAAGAUUUUUUCAAAAAACCUAAACCUAUCUGAUCAAUGAAUUGUAGUGGAUGACCUUAAGUAUCCUUUUUAGAAUUUGAAUUUCUUUUCAUUUUGUAAAGUGCAAAACUGAAGCUUGUCAGAGCAGUGUUAUAUUGAUAUUAAAUUAAUUAUUAUUCAUGAGUUGGAUUAUUGA
Cucumis sativus (cucumber) is the source of this 1358-nucleotide messenger RNA. RefSeq names its product B3 domain-containing transcription factor VRN1-like. Lineage: Eukaryota; Viridiplantae; Streptophyta; Magnoliopsida; Cucurbitales; Cucurbitaceae. Gene Ontology annotation, molecular function: DNA binding. The transcript is spliced from 5 exons. The record is from RefSeq and is a predicted model, not a curated record. Bases 111 to 1223 code for a protein of 370 amino acids.